Messenger RNA from Indicator indicator, 3387 nucleotides. It is a transcript of the gene ARHGAP39, whose product is annotated as Rho GTPase activating protein 39. The coding region runs from base 1 to 3387 and encodes 1128 amino acids. Gene Ontology annotation, molecular function: GTPase activator activity; protein binding. Lineage: Eukaryota; Metazoa; Chordata; Aves; Piciformes; Indicatoridae. The record is from RefSeq and is a predicted model, not a curated record. Gene Ontology annotation, cellular component: cytoskeleton; cytoplasm. Gene Ontology annotation, biological process: signal transduction. The transcript is spliced from 10 exons.
AUGCAGUGGUUUGGGUUGGAAGGAACCUUCCAAGCUGAUCUAACUGCGGUCUCUUUCUCUCUGUGUUUGUCGUCCUGCAGGCUGGAAUGGGUGGAAAUCAUCGAGCCUCGAACGCGGGAGCGCAUGUACGCCAACCUCAUCACCGGGGAGUGCGUCUGGGACCCCCCGGCCGGGGUGAGGAUCAAACGCACCAAUGAGAACCAGUGGUGGGAGCUCUUCGAUCCCAACACCUCCCGCUUCUACUACUACAAUGCCACCACUCAGAGGACAGUGUGGCACCGACCGCAGAACUGCGACAUCAUCCCUCUGGCCAAGCUGCAAACCCUGAAGCAGAACACGGAGUCACCAAGGGCUUCCACGGAGAACAGCCCCGGGAGGAGCAGCAAUGUCAGCAGGGAGGGGAGCACCAGCUCCUCCUUGGAGCAGGAGCUGGAGGGGAGUGAGAAGGUCCAGGAGCAGAGGUCAAGUCGCCAGUCAAGCCAGUACGCCGUGGUCAAAGAAGAAACGGAAAGCUCAUCGCCCUCCGGAGUGUUUGAGAAGGACUACGAUAUUUAUCGGGACUACACUGCAGAAGGUCAACUCCUCCACUACAGGACGUCGUCGCUGCGAUGGAAUGCCGGCACCAAGGAGCGGAUGCUGAUCAAGGUGACCGACCGCGAGCCCAGCUUCCUCCUGCACCAGGGCAACGGCUACACGCCUGAGAACCCACCGGGCACCCGCUCACGGCGGCCCUCAGGAGGCCAACAAUCACCCAACCUCCAAACCUUCACCCCAGAGGCUGACAACUCCGUUUUCUUCCCAGAGAGGAAACCAUCACCCUUCCUGAAGAGAGCUGAGCACGUUGGGAGUUGCUCACCCCUCCUUGGCCGAGGAGACACCUUCUGCUCUCCUCUCCAAACCCAACACCGCAAACACUCCAGCGAGUCCCAACCUUCCUCUCCCCGCUACGCCUACGAACCUCCCCUCUACGAAGAACCUCCCAUGGAGUACCAAGCUCCCAUCUACGAUGAACCCCCCGUGGACAUGCAAUAUGAAGCUAGUGGAAGCUACAAAGCUGGUUCACCACAGAAGUCACCCAUCAGGAAGCCUCAUCCUUUCCUCCAGUCACCCAAACAAAGCUCCAACUCCCCCUACCAACAGCUGGUCCUCACCAAACAGAAAUGUCCCGACCGCUUCAUGAGCUUGGAGUACAGCCCCGCCGGCAAGGAGUAUGUCAGGCAGUUGGUCUACGUUGAGCAAUCAGGUUCUAGCCCCAAGAUGAAGACGGGUUUGAGGCACAAAUAUUCUCCCAACCCCAUUGGUGGGUCCUACUCACUUCAACAUAGCCCUUGUCUGGUCCGUGACCAACGUUUGGAGAUCAAAUCUGGUGACUACAGCAGUAUGGAAGGACCUGAUUUCUGCCCUAGUUCGACAAGUGGCCAAGUGACCCAGGCUGAGGACUCCAUGUCAUGGUCCAGCCAGCAGGACACUUUGUCCUCCACCGGUUACUCACCCUCCACCAGAAAGAGGAAAAGCCGGAAGCCCUCCUUAUCUCAUGAACCCAAUGCAUCCUCCACCGACGGCUCAGGGGACCGGGAGGUGUUGGGUGAGCAGAUGUUGGGUGACGAACGAGCUGCUCCAGCACCCAACAGGUCACCCAUGAACCGUACUGAGAGCAAAGCGGUGGAGGCGGAGGCGGCGCGGGGUUUCCCCGAGCCCUUCUUGGCCCAAGCUCGCCUGGCUUGGGAAGCCCAACAAGCUCACUACCAUAUGAAGCAACGGAGCAGCUGGGACUCCCAGAAGGAUGGGUCGGGUUACGAGAGCGACGGUGCCCUCCCUUUGCCCAUGCCAGGUCCUGUGGUGAGAGCCUUCAGUGAGGACGAGGCAUUGGCGCAGCAGGAGAACAAGCACUGGAAGAGGAACACCUUUGAGAAGCUGGGUUUCCCUCAGAUCCUGCUGGAGAAGAGCGUUUCCGUCCAAACCAACCUGGCUUCACCUGAGCCCUAUCUGCAUCCAUCUCAGUCGGAGGACCUCGGUGCCUGCGCCCAGUUCGAGAGCAGCAGACAGACCAGGAACAUGAUGCCUAGUGCCAGCUGUGUCUUCCCUACCUUCAACCUACGGAAGCCCUCCUCAGAGACGGACAUUGAGAACUGGGCCUCCAAGCACUUCAACAAGCACACCCAAGGGCUCUUCCGUAGGAAGGUGUCCAUAGCCAACAUGCUGGCCUGGAGCAGUGAGUCCAUCAAGAAACCCAUGAUCAUGACCAACGACCGUAACGUCAAGAAGGAAGCUUGUGAGAUCUUUAAACUGAUUCAGAUGUACAUGGGGGACCGGCGGGCCAAGACGGACCAACUCAACGUGGCCUUGGAGAUCGCCACCAAAGGUUGGAGCAUGCAGGGGCUGAGAGAUGAGCUCUACAUCCAGCUGUGCCGACAGACCACCGAGAACUUCCGUUAUGAGAGCCUGGCCAGGGGCUGGGAGCUCAUGGCCAUUUGUCUGGCUUUUUUCCCACCCACUCCCAAAUUUCAUUCUUACCUUGAAGGAUACAUUUAUAGGCACAUGGAUCCAGUGAAUGACACCAAAGUUUUCCGGCACAUUCAAGAGCUCCUUGCCAGGACCCACCAGAAGAAGCCAAAAUUGAGAAAGAAACCGCGAGCCCCCAGCCCGCAGCACCAGGGGGUGGCCAUCAGCACUUACGCCAAGUACUGCUACAACAAACUGCAGAAGGCAGCUCUGACAGGAGCCAAGAAGGGCUUGAAGAAACCCAACAUUGAGGAGAUCCGUCACGCCAAGAACGCCGUCUUCAACCCUUCCAUGUUCGGUAGCUCUCUGCAGGACAUCAUCUCCAUGCAGAAGGAGCGGUACCCUGACCGGCAGCUGCCCUGGGUGCAGACCCGCCUCUCUGAGGAGGUCCUGGCCCUCAACGGGGACCAGACCGAGGGCAUCUUCAGAGUCCCUGGUGACAUCGACGAGGUCAAUGCCCUCAAGCUUCAGGUGGAUCAAUGGAAGAUCCCCACCGGCUUGGAGGACCCCCACGUUCCUGCCUCUCUGCUGAAGCUCUGGUACCGGGAGCUGGAGGAACCUCUGAUCCCUCACGAGUUCUACGAGCAGUGCAUCACCCACUACGAGAACCCUGAGGCAGCCAUCGCGGUUGUCCACUCUCUGCCCAGGAUCAACAAGAUGGUGCUGUGCUACCUCAUCCGCUUCCUACAGGUGUUCGUGCAGCCGGCCAACGUGGCGGUCACCAAGAUGGACGUCAAUAACCUGGCCAUGGUGAUGGCCCCCAACUGCCUGCGCUGCCAGUCGGACGACCCGCGGAUCAUCUUCGAGAACACCCGCAAGGAGAUGUCCUUCAUCCGCGUCCUCAUCCAGCACCUUGACACCAGCUUCAUGGAGGGCGUCCUAUAG